AUGUCACAGCAGCAGCAGCAGCAGGCACAUAUUGAAGAGUUAAAACGUCAUUUUGAAAAUGUUAGAGUUGUGCGGCAGACAUCGUCAGAGACACUUCUGCAGGUGGAGCACAUGAACCCCGAUCGUGGAUAUACACUUGUGCUCUACGUGGCUCUCGACAGUAAGUUCCCCCGCACGCCGCCCACUGUGGCGUACUUUGGCGGCCGCAAGGUUCCCAUUACAGCCGUGGGGGCGGAUAACUCCACCAGCGGCGAGUGGAAUCCAACAACCUCACGACUAGUAGAUGCAGUUGCGGUGGCAUUUAGUAAUCUUGCAAAUUUGUGGGGAAGCGCUGCCCCACCGUCAAUGGAACAAAUCGCCAAUCAACUUGAGGCAUUAUCGGAUUCUAUGUUAGAGGAUAUUAUAUCUAAUCCAAAUUGUUUGGAGUCCUAUGCGUACCAGCUUCCUUUUCUUAAAAGUAUUCGUGAUGCGAGUGGACAGACAAUUGAUGAUAUUGAACGGGUUGCAAAAGAGAAUUUAACCUUGGAACCAGAAGUGGAAGGUCUACGAAAAGAAGUGGAUGAUUUGCAACAACGUCUUGAUGCCCAAUUAUCUGUUUUGAAAAAACUACAAGCUUCAACACCACUAUUAGAUGCUGUUAGUUCCCCUGAGGCUCUCGCAAAAACAUUUGCAGCUGAUGUUCUAACGCUAGAUAAACAAUGUGAAGAUAUUGCAAAAAAACUUCUGGCGGUAGAUUGUAAUGCUGACAGACGUCGUUUUGAUGAUCUACUGGAGGAAUACAGAAAAAAGGCUAAAGAACGUCACAUAAUGGAUUUGAAACGACGUGCAUAUCAUGCUUCACUGAAUUGA
Trypanosoma theileri is the source of this 849-nucleotide messenger RNA. RefSeq lists its product as uncharacterized. Gene Ontology annotation, biological process: protein targeting to membrane; ubiquitin-dependent protein catabolic process via the multivesicular body sorting pathway; protein targeting to vacuole. The transcript has a single exon. Lineage: Eukaryota; Euglenozoa; Kinetoplastea; Trypanosomatida; Trypanosomatidae. Gene Ontology annotation, cellular component: ESCRT I complex. Bases 1 to 849 code for a protein of 282 amino acids. The record is from RefSeq and is a predicted model, not a curated record.